Molecule: messenger RNA, 3414 nt
Organism: Knipowitschia caucasica
Lineage: Eukaryota; Metazoa; Chordata; Actinopteri; Gobiiformes; Gobiidae
Source: the annotation of a GenBank genome assembly
AUGUCUGCCCCUGGUCACUCCAAGAUGUCUGCCCCUGGUCUCUCCAAGAUGUCUGCCCCUGGUCUCUCCAAGAUGUCUGCCCCUGGUCUCUCCAAGAUGUCUGUUCUGCAGGUGUUUUGGGAUCGGCUGUGGUUGAGACUCCGCCUCUGUGAAAGUGAAAGUAACUGGUGCCAGACUCUGCACCAGUCCAGACAGACCAGCACCAUGGGAGGUGUUGGUUGUGCAGAGCCAGAGUCGCUCCGGGUGCUGCUGCUGGGGAAGCAGGGCUGUGGGAAGAGCAGUCUGGCCAACCUCCUCCUGGGGGAGUCUGUGUUCAGUGUGAGCCACAGGAGUAACAAGGAGAUUCGGAGGUCCCAGAGCCACACCAGAACCCAGACCAGAACCCAGACCAGGCCCCAGACCGGGACCCGGACUCUCACGGUGGUGGACUCCCCUGGUCUGGUCGGUACCCCUCUGCAGGGGGCCUCGGGUCGGGCUCAGAGGUGUGAGUGGCUCAGUGCUCUGCUGCAGUGUGCUCCAGGACCUCAUGCUGUUCUGCUGGUGAUGUCGGUGCAGAGAUACACCUGCCAAGAGGAGGCCGUGGUGCGGCGAGUGCGGACACUGUGUGGAGACCAGGUGUUUGGCUUCCUCACGGUGGUCUUCACUCACGGGGACCAGCUUCCAGAGGACAUGCACAUGGUUCAGUUUGUGGAGCAGAGUGCAGGGCUGACAGAGCUGGUCCAGGCCUGCGGGGGGCGCUGUCACGUGGUCGACAACAAGUACUGGAACCGAGAGCCUCCGGAAGAUUCUUAUCGCAGCAACGCCUUCCAGGUGCAAGAGAUCCUGGCGACGGUGGAGAAAACAGCUCGACAAAACCAAACGUUUUUCAGCAAUGAUACAUUACUGCAAGUGGAGCGUGAGAUUCAGGCCGAGACCAUGCGCAUUCAAAGCAGCUCAGAGAUAGUUCCAGAGGUCCCACUGGUCCCAAUCGACCCCAGCCCCUCCCCUCUGAGAGAAGUUCUGGAGUUCAUUCUGACCAAACCAGAGGAAUUGUUUGAUAAAUUCGACCCGUACGACCUUUUCCUCUGGACUUCGACGAGUGUCCUACUCGGAUCGGCGGGCAGCGCUACGGCUCUGGCCGGGAUCAGAGCUAGUGGGCUGGACAUGUCCACCACUCGCACCGCGGAGUCCAGCCAGCCUGGGGCCGUAGGAAAACCCACCUCAGACCCAGCUCAGACCCAGCUCAGACCCACCUCAGACCCAGCUCAGACCCACCUCAGACCCAGCUCAGACCCAGCUCAGACCCAGACCUCAGACCCAGCUCAGACCCACCUCAGACCCAGCUCAGACCCACCUCAGACCCAGCUCAGACCCAGCUCAGACCCACCUCAGACCCACCUCAGACCCACCUCAGACCCAGCUCAGACCCACCUCAGACCCAGCUCAGACCCACCUCAGACCCACCUCAGACCCAGCUCAGACCCAGCUCAGACCCAGCUCAGACCCAGCUCAGACCCAGCUCAGACCCAGCUCAGACCCAGCUCAGACCCAGCUCAGACCCAGCUCAGACCCACCUCAGACCCAGCUCAGACCCACCUCAGACCCAGCUCAGACCCAGCUCAGACCCAGCUCAGACCCACCUCAGACCCAGCUCAGACCCACCUCAGACCCACCUCAGACCCAGCUCAGACCCAGCUCAGACCCAGACCAGACCCAGCUCAGACCCAGCUCAGACCCAGCUCAGACCCAGCUCAGACCCAGCUCAGACCCAGCUCAGACCCAGCUCAGACCCAGCUCAGACCCAGCUCAGACCCAGUUCAGACCCAGCUCAGACCCAGCUCAGACCCAGCUCAGACCCAGCUCAGACCCAGCUCAGACCCAGCUCAGACCCAGCUCAGACCCAGCUCAGACCCAGACGAGGACAUGGCCGAUCCAGACACUUGGAGGAUCGUCGUUUUGGGAAAAACUGACUCAGGGAAAAGCAGCUUGGGAAACACUUUGUUUGGAGAAAACACUUUCACAGUGGGCCAUACACCGUCCUCAGAGACAAAGUUCUGUCAGAGUGAGACCGGAGUCAUCAAUGGGAGAAAGAUUCGUCUGGUGGACACUCCUGGACUGUUCGGCACAGACAACGAUAAUGAUGAGACCAAAGCCCAGCUAAUGAAGUCCAUCGUAGAGUGUGCCCCGGGACCUCAUGCCUUCCUGCUCGUGAUGAAGAAAGAAAAAUAUACUGCUGAGGUGAAGAAGAUGGUGGAGCUGAUUCUGGAGAUCUUCUCUGAGGAGGCCCUGAGAUUCACCACCAUCGUAUUCACACAUGGAGACGACCUGCAGGACUCAGAGAAGAUCGAAGACUGGGCCAAUCAGAACGAAGAUCUGAGAGUUCUGCUGCAGAAGUGUGGAGGCCGCUGCCACGUCUUUGAUAAUAAAUACUGGAACAACAGCCAGGAUCCAUACAGGAACAACACAGUCCAGGUCACAGAGCUGCUGGAGACCAUUGGACGAACUGUGGAGGAGAACGGUGGAACGUUCUACACCAACGAGAUGUUGGAGACGGUCCAACGAGACAUUGAUACCUGCAUGAAGUUAGGGCAGACGUUCGAAGAAGCCAAAGAAUUCAUCUACAGGCACUGGCUGGAGAUCCUGGGCAUAGCUGCAGCGAUGUAUGCCAGAGCUGUAUGGGUGGAGAAGGGCAAGGAGAUGGAGGACAAUUUACAGGAGUGUGAGAGUUAUGCUCUGACCAGCCAGCAAGAGGAGGAGGAGGAGGGCGGGUGUAAAGAAAUCAUUCUCCCCCAGAAAAAACUGGCCAAGGGGUGCUUUGAAGAUUACAUCACUGAUUCUGAUGAUGGAGAGGAGAGCAGAAUGGGUGGAAAAUUACUGCCCUUCCCUAUUCCUCCUGCUGACAUUUAUUCUUAUACUCAAAGUACAUCUAUUCCUGUCAAUCGGGAAAUGUCUCCAGUAUAUUUCCAUCCAUUAUUUUCCAGUUCCUUCUUCCUCUACAACAAGGAACAAGGAUGGGUUUCAAGAACGAUCCUCCCCACUGAGAGCGAGGUGGCGUUCACAGAGGUCCCGUUCCCGUCAAUCCCCCCCACAGAGAGAGAGGUCCCGGUCACAUCAAUCCCCCCCACAGAGAGAGAGGUCCCGGUCACAUCAAUCCCCCCCACAGAGAGAGAGGUCCCGGUCACAUCAAUCCCCCCCACAGAGAGAGAGGUCCCGGUCACAUCAAUCCCCCCCACAGAGAGAGAGGUCCCGGUCACAUCAAUCCCCCCCACAGAGAGAGAGGUCCCGGUCACAUCAAUCCCCCCCACAGAGAGAGAGGUCCCGGUCACAUCAAUCCCCCCCACAGAGAGAGAGGUCCCGGUCACAUCAAUCCCCCCCACAGAGAGAGAGAUCGGGAAGAAAUUUGUCUCCCCACUUUCCAAUGUCCACAGCAAGUAA